CAUUCGAGCCUGUCUUUGUACGUACGUCCAAAACAACAACUGAUGGUCGCCGACUAAAUACAAUACUACUCGUAAUAAAGCUACAUACUUGACAUUAAGCAGGCAUCAACAGAAUCAACUUGGCAUUGUUACUUACGCAUCAUGGUAUAAAGGUGCAAUUCUUACAGGUCUCAUCUCAGACGCAAAAAGAACCUUGUCCGCUCAUCAACGGUGAGAAACGGGGACUCUAACUAAAGCAAAUGAAAUUGUGUUGUUAUUUAAUAGCAGUAGCAGCAGUGUAGUUGUGUUUGUGUGCAUCUAACAUAAAUACUUUUUAUCCUAAUAUUUAGGUUCACAACUGUGCGUUAUUAUUUACUUUCUAAUAUUGCGUAAUUGUAAAAAGUACCACUAUGUAUAGUCUUAAAAUGGGGGAAGGUGUUCUUAAUAAGGGACUUGCAAUUUGUGUGUUUUUGGGAAUGUUGCUCAAAUCGGGAAGCGGUGCUCCAAGUUUAGCUCAUGGGGUUUCAAGUGGUACUCAAGUUUUAGUCAUUACCACGACGGAGGAUUCGGCGACGGAUGCCACCACGGUGGCCCCUUCUUUACUUGAGUCUUGGGAGGUUGACACGAACAAUAACUUAAGUAUCGACGAUAAGCCGGCGGUGACUUCCUCGUUCAUGGAGUCAGCUCCUAUGGCAAAAAUCAAGUCUACAAAACCGGAAAUCUAUUCCUUUAAGAUUAAAUCUGAUAUAAAAUACCGGUAUUGCACGACGCACGUCACAUCACGAGUUGCCAAUCGGGAUUCCAAGUCUCAAGAAGUAUCUUUCAGAGUGAUUUUACCUGAAACUGCCUUCAUCUCCAAAUUCAUCAUGGAAAUUGAUGGGAAGCAGUACGAAGCCUACGUGAAAGAAAAGGAAGAAGCGAAAAAGGUUUACUCUGAAGCUCAGAGUCAAGGUCACUCGGCUGGACUUGUGGAAGUAAGCACCAGGAACUCUAACACAUUCAACGUUAACGUUAAUAUUCGUCAACAGUCAAAAGUAACUUUCAACUUGACAUACGAGGAACUCUUGACUCGACGUCUUGGAAAAUACGAGCAAGUAAUUAACAUCGUACCCGAUCAGGUGAAGUCCGUUAAAGAUUUCCAAAUUGUGGUCAACAUUGAAGAAUCUCAGAAUAUUACAUUUUUGCGAGUCCCCAAUUUGCGAAACGAUAUUGAAUCUGUAUCUGACAUGCAAGGAAAUAACAAAGAUGCAAUAAUAGUCCAAGACGGCAACAAAGCCAAUAUUUCAUGGUCUCCUAGUUUAGAUGACCAAGAAAAACUGUCCGAGCAAGGCGUUGGUGGAAAAUUUGUCGUGCAAUAUGACAUCAACAGGGACUCCACGUCUGGAGAAGUUCUGGUCAUGGAAGGAUAUUUUGUGCAUUUUUUUGCUCCAGAGAAUUUGAAGCCUUUGCGAAAACAUGUCGUAUUCAUUUUGGACAUCUCGGGCAGCAUGUGGGGAAGAAAAAUGGAACAACUCAAAGAAGCGCAAAAAAAAAUUCUGGAUGAUCUGAAUGCAGAUGAUUUCUUCAACAUAAUCACUUUCUCCGGAGACGUAUUUUUGUGGUCACCCAAGGAUACUACAAGCACGAAGCAUUCUGGAUGGUACCCUCCCUCCUUUUUGUCAAGCUCUUCAAAAAAGCAAAGCGCAGAAAAGCAACAACCUUAUUCCGCAACUCCCGAAAACAUUGUGAAGGCCAAAGCUUUCAUAGAUUCCUUAAUCGCAAGUGGAGGAACAAACAUUCAUGAUGCCAUAAUCACCGCCAUCGACCUUACUUCUACGGUUAAACUCGCAAGGGAUGGGGUUUUCCCAUCAACCGAUGAAAUUGAAGAAGAGCUCCCUGAACCCCUUGCCAUGGUGGAAAUUGUGAAAAUGAGCAGCAACUCGUCCGCGGAAGAGGUUGUCACUGAGAUCGACAUUACGACAACAUCUAGCACCACAAGCAGAAAGCCAGCUAUUCGACGAGUUCUCCCAGACACAAUCCUCCCCAAAAAUGUCGAGUCCCUCAUCAUUUUUCUUACAGACGGAGAGCCAACCGUGGGGGUGACCGACCCACCCUACAUUCGCGAGCUUAUUCAAGCUGCCAAUAAGAAUCUCACUCUCCCAAUUUUCUCGCUUGGUUUUGGAGAAGGGGCAGAUUUCCCCUUUUUAAAAAAACUAUCACUUCAAAACUAUGGAUUUGCCAGAAAAAUUUACGAAGCCUCAGAUGCAGCCUUGCAACUUAAAGGAUUCUACAAUGAAAUAGCUUCUCCUCUCUUGGCCAAUGUUAUGUUUAAUUACACAUCGCUAGAACACAACGUGACGGAUGUAACAGUAACCGCUUUUCCAACUGUUUUUGGCGGAACAGAAAUUGCCGUCGCAGGACGCCUUGUUCCUUUGGCUCAAACUGAAACGUCCGAAUUUGAUGAUGGUGUUGAGCAAGCAACUGAAGGAACCACUACAAUUUUAAGCACGAUAAAUGAAAACACAACAUCCAACUCUAAUUCCACAGUACCACUUGCUGAUAACGCCCCGCUUGAUGAUAAGACACUAAUUCUAUCCAAUAAAAACAUCUUGGAUGUUGGAAUAAUUGCAUCUGGCCGAGAUGGAGUCGUUAGCUUUAAGCCACCUCCCAUUUUCUGUCACCCAAUUGACCGUGAUGAUAUUAUUCGUCCACCAUUUCCACCUAGACCAACUUCACCCCCGACUGCAGAAGACAAGUUCCUUGAACGACUUUGGGCUUAUUUAACUAUUCAACAACUAAUUGAGCAGGAUCUGAAAAAUGAGGAUACGAGAAAUAAUGAGAUUCCUGCAGAUUCAAGUCUUUCUGACCCUGUUUCAUCAACUAUGGGUCCAGAGUCGCAAACGGUAUCAAACUCAUCUUCAAACACAACGGAAAAUACAAAACCAGAGACGUCUAAGCAACACGCUAUUAGAUUGGCGUUGAAGUAUGGCUUCGUUACUCCAUUUACGUCUCUUGUGGUCGUAAAACCGAACAGCAGCGAUGUGACAAAUACCGUCCCGGCGGAUGCCCCAACAUCUGACACCGCAGACAGCCUUUCGUCACCACAAAGCAUGCAUUACUUUGCUGUAGUCCAACCACAACCUUUGAGUCUGCAAGGAGGAGGCUUGGCGAACCGCAUUGUGGGUGGAUCGCCAGCAAUGCACCAACCUUUGUACUCGUCCAUUCGAAGACGUCCUGCAGGUUAUGGUCACCCACUCACAACAACCCACAGACCAAGACCAACUUCCGCCUUUCCAGCACCAUUCUUCUCCACAGCCAUAUUGACAGCGGAUUAUGAGGUGACCUCUGUAGAAACGACGGAAGGAGAGACCUACUUUACAGAAAGAACGACUUCAAAAAACCUCACCUUGAAGGACAUUCAAUGGAUCACAAACAGUAGCAAUCCUUCCUUUAUUCAGAUCAAUGAGACUGACUACACCAUUGCUGUUGAUACCACGGUUGCAGUUUCGCAAAAAUCAGAAUGCAGUAUCAACGAAGAAGGAACUGGACAAUGUCUUCAUUUAAGGGAUUGCGUCCAAAAUGAGUUUAUUGCAGAUUUUGGGCUGUUUAAAAGUUCUUAUUUCUGUCCUAUUCAAACUACCACCACGUCAAAUGUUUCCUAUGUUGGCGUCUGCUGUUCUUCCGCGGAAUCUAACCAGCAAACUACAGCAACACCGUUCAUGCUCCCAUAAAAAUCAUAAAACUUAUUCAAGUAUGCAAUUUAGGAUAUGAAAGUGUAAAAUCAAAUGCAAUAAUAUCACAAGAAGUUGAUGAUCUCUGCGAAAUUUUAA
Messenger RNA from Folsomia candida, 3788 nucleotides. Its product is annotated as inter-alpha-trypsin inhibitor heavy chain H4. Lineage: Eukaryota; Metazoa; Arthropoda; Collembola; Entomobryomorpha; Isotomidae. The transcript is spliced from 15 exons. The record is from RefSeq and is a predicted model, not a curated record. The coding region runs from base 390 to 3689 and encodes 1099 amino acids.